GGAAGAGGAAGGUUGGAAACAUACCUAGAAAUAGAUCGGGUGGGGGGGUGGACGGCACGACUAGAACAGAAAUAAUUCCAGCAAGAUGGACAUGAAAAAAAGAAUUCACCUGGAGCUGAGGAACAGGACGCCCUCUGAUGUACGAGAAUUGGUUCUGGAUAACUGCCGGGCGCAUGAAGGCAAAAUAGAGGGUCUUACAGCAGAGUUUGUGAAUCUAGAAUUCCUCAGCUUAAUAAAUGUCUUAUUGAUGUCAGUCUCAAAUCUUCCAAAGCUCCCCAAAUUAAAAAAGCUUGAGCUGAGUGACAACAGAAUCUCUGCAGGCCUGGAUGUACUAGCAGAAAAACUAUCCAACCUCACACAUCUGAAUCUCAGUGGAAAUAAAAUAAAAUACAUUAGCACAUUGGAACCUCUGAAAAAAUUAGAGUCUUUGAAGAGCCUGGACCUAUUCAACUGUGAAGUAACAAACUUAAAUGACUACAGAGAAAGUGUUUUCAAGCUCCUCCCGCAAUUGACUUACCUGGAUGGGUAUGACAGAGAAGACAAGGAGGCCCCAGACUCUGAUGCUGAAGGAGAUGGUGUAGAUGAGGAGGAAGAAGAUGAAGGGGGAAGAGGAGGGGGAAGAGGAGGAAGAAGAUGAAGAGGAAGAAGAUAUAGAUGAGGA
Molecule: messenger RNA, 661 nt
Organism: Xenopus laevis (African clawed frog)
Lineage: Eukaryota; Metazoa; Chordata; Amphibia; Anura; Pipidae
Gene: anp32b.S
Product: acidic leucine-rich nuclear phosphoprotein 32 family member B-like
Exons: 5
Coding region: 86-637 (183 amino acids)
Source: RefSeq, a predicted model, not a curated record